AUGAGCAACGUAACAGAAUUCAUCCUCCUGGGCCUGACCCAGAAUCCAGGACUGCAGACACUCUUAUUUGCUGUGUUUUUAAUCAUCUACUUGAUCACAUUGGCAGGGAACCUGCUCAUCUCAGUCACCAUCUUCACCAGCCCAGCCCUCGGUUCUCCCAUGUACAUUUUUCUGUCCUAUUUGUCCAUGAUAGACGGCUUCUACUCUUCCUCCAUAGCACCCAAGUUGAUCUUUGACUUGGUCUCUGGAAAGAACACCAUAUCCUUCAGUGGCUGCAUGACUCAGGUCUUUGCUGAACACUUCUUUGCUGGAGCCGAUGUCUUGUUGAUUGUCAUGGCCUACGACCGCUGUGUAGCCAUCGGUAAGCCCCUGCACCACAUGACCAUCAUGAGUCGGCCUGUGUGUGCUUCCCUGGCUGGAAUGGCUGGGGCUUCAGGCUUUCUCCAUGGAGGGAUCCAGAUUUGGUUCCUGGUUCAGUUGCCAUUCUGUGGCCCCAAUGUCAUUGACCAUUUCAUGUGUGAUUUAAUACCUCUCCUGGAGCUAGCCUGCACGGACACGCACACUCUGGGGCCCCUGCUUUCUGCCAACAGUGGGUCACUGUGUUUGCUGACUUUCUCAGUGCUGGUGGCUUCCUACGCCGUCAUCCUGCGCUCCCUGAGGACCCACAGCUCUGAAGGUCGCGAGGCCCUGUCCCCCGGUGCCUCUCACGUCACAGUUGUCGUCUUACUCUUUGUUCCUUGUUCAUUCCUCUUCCUCAGACCCACGACCGCCUUCCCCACUGACAAAGCUGUGACUGUGUUUUGCACCAUAGUGACUCCUAUGCUGAACCCUUUAAUCUACACCCUGAGAAAUGCAGAAGUGAAAAAUGUCAUGAAGAAGCUCUGGGGACAAAUAAUGAAAACUGGUGAUGAAUAA
Messenger RNA from Dama dama (fallow deer), 915 nucleotides. Its product is annotated as olfactory receptor 4C45-like. Gene Ontology annotation, molecular function: G protein-coupled receptor activity; olfactory receptor activity. Gene Ontology annotation, biological process: G protein-coupled receptor signaling pathway. NCBI's taxonomy places the organism in Eukaryota, Metazoa, Chordata, Mammalia, Artiodactyla, Cervidae. The record is from RefSeq and is a predicted model, not a curated record. Gene Ontology annotation, cellular component: membrane.